Molecule: messenger RNA, 1018 nt
Organism: Elaeis guineensis (African oil palm)
Lineage: Eukaryota; Viridiplantae; Streptophyta; Magnoliopsida; Arecales; Arecaceae
Source: RefSeq, a predicted model, not a curated record
CCGUGGCACUUCUCAUACAAGUUUCCCAGCCAAAUUUGCACGCGUUUACUUGACCACCAUUGCCUAUAAAUUCCACGCGCCCCACUCCAAAAUCGUCGUCAGAUUACUUCCACGAUGGAGAACGUUGGGGUUCUGCGAGAGUGGUUCGGCCGAGUAGACUCCAACCACACCGGCAACAUCACCGCUCCUCAGCUUCAGAGAGCGCUGGCUGUUGGAAAUCUCGAUUUUCCUCUCUCCAUCGUUCAGCAGAUGAUCAGGAUGUACGACUUUGAUAGAAACGGGACCAUGAACUUUGAAGAAUUUCUCGCUCUUAACAAGUUUCUGCUCAAGGUUGACACUCAACCUGAAGUAUACCCCAAAUUCAUGCCAAAUGGGAAAAGGAAGGUUCAGAAUGUCUUCUCAGCGCUAGAAAGGGGCCGUGGAUUUCUCCCUCUUGAUGAUGUCUAUGCGGCACUAGUCAAACUCGGUUUCUCCCUUGACUCACCUGCCUUUUAUACAGUCUGUGAGAGCUUUGACAAGAACAAGAUGGGAAUGGUUCGGUUGGACGAGUUCAUUUCACUUUGUAUUUUUGUACAGUCAGCUUGCAAUUUGUUCAAUUCUUUCGAUACACCUAAGCAGGGAAGAGUGACAUUGGAUUUCAACCAGUUUGUUUACUGCAUAAUACACAACUAUCAUCCCUAGAAUCAUCGGCGAACUGCAGGAUAUAGAAACUGCUGAUUGUCUUUGGCUCAGCAUCUGGCUGUGUUUUAAUACUGCAAACUCUCUUGUACACUAAUCUUGUAUUGUGUGCCGUUCUUAUUGUCAUGUUAAAUUGUUUACUGUACAGUUUAGAUAUAUCUACAUUGUUGUAAAACCCCUGAUAAUGCUUCAUCUGUUACAUUUGCAAAGUUGCUGAGUUAUGUAAACACUGUGCGGUUACGAUACAUGGGCGUAAAGAGUAGGCUUUGCGCAUACCACGCAAUUCAAUGAUCUUAGCUGCCAAACCAAACUAUAAAACAUUUGAUAUAAACGUCUAAAA